Molecule: messenger RNA, 2428 nt
Organism: Macadamia integrifolia
Lineage: Eukaryota; Viridiplantae; Streptophyta; Magnoliopsida; Proteales; Proteaceae
Product: cellulose synthase-like protein H1
Exons: 8
Coding region: 96-2372 (758 amino acids)
Biological process (GO): plant-type primary cell wall biogenesis; cellulose biosynthetic process
Cellular component (GO): plasma membrane; trans-Golgi network
Molecular function (GO): mannan synthase activity; cellulose synthase (UDP-forming) activity
Source: RefSeq, a predicted model, not a curated record
CGGAUCCAAGGAAAGGGUUCAAUAUAAGAACCAUAUCACACACACACAAACAGAAACAGUAGCACAUCAAACUCCUAUACUCUUCUUCUUCUUCCAUGGAUAAUUCUCUCUCUCUUCCUCUGCAAGAGAGAAUCGGUCGUAAAACCACCCUAAAGAAAGCCAUAGAACUCAUCAUCUUCUUCCUCCUCCUUGCUCUCCUCUCAUAUCGUCUCCUCUCUUUUAAAAACAACAGUGUCACCAAUGGCAUUGUUUGGUAUCUGGCCUUCCUCUGCGAGUUAUGGUUCACCUUCAUCUGGCUCCUAACCAUUAAUAUCAAAUGGAACCCUCUUCAAUACAAAACAUAUCCCCAACACCUCUUACACCAGGUUCUAGACCUUCCCCCUGUGGAUUUGUUUCUAACCACAGCAGACCCUGUCCUUGAGCCACCAAUCAUCACAGUCAACACUGUACUCUCCUUGUUGGCUCUUGAUUACCCAACUCACAAGCUCGCUUGCUACGUAUCUGAUGAUGGUGCUUCCCCUCUUACAUUCUAUGCUCUCUUCCAAGCUUCCAUCUUUGCAAAGCUUUGGGUUCCUUUCUGUAAGAAGUAUAAUGUUCAAGUCAGAGCCCCUUUUAUGUAUUUCUCCGAUGAGCCUAACAAAGCCGUCGGCGAUCUCUCACCGGAGUUCCGACUGGAAUGGAGAAAGAUUAAGAAUGAAUAUGUACAACUUUGCCAUAAAAUUGAAGAGGCGGUUCAAAAAGGCGUUCCAUGUGAGUUGACAGGGGAAUUUGCAGGUUUCUCAGGAAUAGAACGAAGAAACCAUGCUGGCAUAGUUAAGGUUAUAUGGGAGAACAGGGAAAAUGUUCCAGAUGAGCUUCCACAUCUGGUAUACGUGUCUCGCGAGAAGCGUGUAGAGGACCCACAUCAUUUCAAAGCUGGAGCAAUGAACGCAUUGACUAGAGUCUCAGGAGUGAUAACCAACUCCCCUUUUAUGCUCAAUGUUGAUUGCGACAUGUUCGUAAACAAUCCGCAUGUUAUUCUUCAUGCUAUGUGUAUCAUGCUUGGUCUUGAGAAAGAAAUUGAAAGUGGCUUUGUUCAGUAUCCACAAAAAUUCUAUGGAGGCCUUAAGGAUGACCCAUUUGGAAAUCAAUUUGAUAUCGCAAACAAAUACAUAAUGCCUGGAUUGCUAGGACUGCAAGGAUCAAUAUAUGUUGGAACGGGAUGCAUUUUUAGGAGAAAAGCCAUUUAUGGGUUACCACCGGAUGAAGCGGAAACUGAAGGAAGAAAUCUUGAUGUACUUAAUGGAAAAUCACUUGAAGUACUACGAAGAAAGUUUGGAGAUUCAAUUGAAUUUGCAGAGUCAGCAGCUCAAAUAUUAUAUGGGAAAAAUGAAGGAAUAAAUCAUCCACCCAAUCUGUCCAGCUCUAUUGAGGCAGCAAUCCGAGUAACAAAUUCUGUAUAUGAGUCUCAUACUCACUGGGGUACAAAGGUGGGUUGGUCCUAUGGAUCUAUUACAGAAGACAUGUUAACAGGAAUGAGGAUUCAUGCAAAAGGUUGGAGAUCCAUCUACUCUGAUUUGGACCCACCCGCAUUUCUCGGGCGCACACCCACUAGUGGACCCGUUAUUGUGACCCUGAUGAAGAGAUGGGCUACUGGUUUUCUAGAGAUCAUGUUCAGCAGUAGAAGUCCCAUCCUUGUCACUUUCACUGCAAAGCUUCAGUUCAGACAAUGCUUGGCCUAUCUUUCCAUACUGCUUUGGGGACUAUACUCUCUACCCGAGUUCUGCUAUGCUAUAUUGCCCGCAUACAGUAUCUUCACCAACACUCAUUUCCUGCCUAAGGUCUCUGAACCAGCUAUAUUGAUUCCGGGUACCCUUUUCAUUAUUUUUAACCUCUACAAUCUAUUGGAGUACAUCCAAUGUAACCUCUCAGUCAGGGCAUGGUGGAACAACCAGAGAAUGGCAAGGAUAACAACCUCAACUGCAUUCUUAUUUGGACUCCUUAGUGUCAUUCCAAAGCUGUUAGGGUUUUCAGAGACUGUUUUUGAAGUUACACCAAAGUCUCAAAGCAUUUCAAGUCCCAGCUGCAAUGGAGUUGGUGCUGCAGAUGCCGAAAGUGGCUGGUUUGCCUUCGAUGAUUCACCGGUGUUCGUGCCGGCGAUAGCUCUUUUGUUUGUGAAUUUGAUUGCCCUCAUUGUGAGCUUCUUUACUGGGUCAUGGCUGUGCCUAGGUGAGAUCAUUUGCAGUACAUGGGUGGUGCUAAGCUUCUUGCCUUUCCUUAAAGGACUCUUUAGGAAAGGAAUUUAUGGGAUCCCAUCAUCCACCAUAUGCAAAUCAACUGCUCUGGCAUUACUCUUUGUGCACUUCUCAAGGAAAUGGGGUUUUAAAGAUUAAAUGGUCCUUGGGAAUAUAGCAAAUUACCCUCAAGGUUCAAGCUAGGUCAUUUUUUU